Gregarina niphandrodes is the source of this 439-nucleotide messenger RNA. Its product is annotated as cysteine-rich secretory family protein. The record is from RefSeq and is a predicted model, not a curated record. The annotation marks the transcript as partial. NCBI's taxonomy places the organism in Eukaryota, Apicomplexa, Conoidasida, Eugregarinorida, Gregarinidae. The transcript has a single exon.
AUGAAAACGCUAAGGGCCAUUUCGUAUGCUACCGCUCUUACCAGCGGCCUGGUGCGAGGUUUCAGCCCAUCUGAAGAGUUACUUGACUUGGAGGCGCCGACGCCUGACACCAUGUCGAACCGUUCCGGUAGCCUCCGAAAAGUCUCUUUGCCUUCCGCCUGGGGAGAUGACCCGUAUCCCAUUACACACGUACAGGGCUCGCCCAUGGACGAAGCCAAUUUCCUCGGCGGAGGCAGCUUCUAUACCGACACCACGGACAACGGCUGGCGCAUCCGCAAAUCACUUCUCGACAUGCACAACUACGUCCGGAAACUGGAAGCACCUGCCGCACUUUACAUGACUAAACUCGUCUGGGACUUCCACCUUGAGGCCUUCUCGCGGCAAUGGGCACAGUACCUCUGUGAAAACCAGGACUCCACUUUCUUCGACCACAGUCCCA